This is a messenger RNA of Microplitis mediator, 2278 nucleotides long. Its product is annotated as SET and MYND domain-containing protein 4-like. Lineage: Eukaryota; Metazoa; Arthropoda; Insecta; Hymenoptera; Braconidae. Gene Ontology annotation, molecular function: protein binding. The record is from RefSeq and is a predicted model, not a curated record. The transcript has 4 exons. Bases 211 to 2100 code for a protein of 629 amino acids.
CUUUGUCUUGAACUUUCUUCCAUUGUCAUCAGCUUUAGUGAAGCCAGAGCUGAUGCUGAACAAAAGUCAUCUGAAGUCUAUGGAAUCCGAGAUUUAUCUGUUUUAAAUAAAUUUUAUUUAAACAUUUCAUUUAAAAAAUUAAGUAUUUUAAUAAACUAUUAAUAGUUUGGAAAUUAUAAUCCAUCAGUUGGGAUUACUAUUAAAAAAAAAAUGGAUGCAGAAGGUAUGUUCGGCUUCAUGCUUUUUACGCAUCAUAUGGCGGAUAAGUUGACACCUGGUGAAUUUUUACGCGAUGAUGAAAAACUUAUGAAAAAUGCUCUUCGAUGUGCAAAAAUUUUAACGCCUCCGAGCGUCAGUAACACCGGGGCAAAAAGUCCAACCAGGACCCAGAUUUUGAUUGACAAAGGAAACGCAGCUUUCAAGGCCUCACCACAUUCAUUGGAGACCAUUAAAAUCUAUACCGAAGCUCUAGCAUACGCGCCCGUUGAUUCACACCCGGAACUGAUGGCUAAAUGUUACGGUAAUCGGUCAGCAGUCCUCUGUAACUGCAAGUAUUACGAUUUUUCGUUGAAAGACAUCGACAAAGCCCUCAAAAUAGGGUAUCCUGAUCAUCUGAAAGCUAAAUUGUACAUUCGUCGAGUGAAAAAUUUACUGGCACUACAUAACGGCAAGAGUAAUGAACGGAUAAUUGAGGCUACCAAAGAUGCUCGCUACUGGAUAGACAAAAUAAGUGAUGCAGAAAUCAGGAAGAAGACUCAGGGCUCUUUGAAUGGUUUGAAAAAUCUUCAUCUGAAGUCCCACAAGAAGUUUGAUCCUACUUCAUAUGUGUCUGCGAUACGUGAUGACAACCGUCAAAUACUACGAGCUUCAAGUGCCAUCGCUCUGAAAUAUUCCGAGGAAUUCGGCAGACAUGUCGUCGCAACCAGAGACAUCAAACCCGGGGAGGCUCUGACCAUACAAAAAGUUUAUGCGUCAACUCUUCUGUCAGACAAUCGUUACACUCGUUGUUGGAACUGUUCCCGAGCAACUUGGUCAAGUGUACCCUGCAAUAAUUGCAGCAACGUCAUCUUCUGCGACGAAACUUGUCGCGACUCUGCUUGGAAUGAUUAUCAUGACAUCGAGUGCCGAGUUAUUUCCGCGAUGCCUCCUAUUUUUCUCAGAACUGAGUGUGUCUUGGCUAUAAGGGUCACCAUAAAAGCAUACAAAGAAGCUGGUAGUUUGCCUGCUCUGAAGAGAAAUCUCAUAAAAAUUGAUGUGCAUACAGAUCCACUGACUAAAGGCUUCACUAACAAUGUAUAUGAUGAGACAAAGUAUGCAAGUGUUUAUACAUUGAAAAGAGGAAUAAAUUCAAUAUCCGAGAGAGCAAAGUGGUCUUAUAUUGCUAGUCGCAUUCUGUACACUUUGUCCGAGACUACUGACAUGCUCGGUAACAAAAAGUAUGACAACUUCAAAGAUCUUGCAAAUGAUGAUCUAGCCGUUUUUUUGGGAGCAAUUAUUUUUAGAAACAUUGAAAUAACAGGAAACAAUGGCGUUAAUACGUCACUUCUGAAUAAUAUCCAGGACACAAUAAUCGAGCACUGCGACAUCCUGAUGCCAUUUUCAUCGAUUUUCAAUCACAGUUGCGAUGGCAGCGUAACACCAGCGAUCUUUCGCGACGUAAAUGUUUUUUUCUCAAUGGAUUCUAUAAAAAAAGGCCAACGAAUAUUAGCCAAUUACGGAAAAGAUUACGACUACAAGCAAGCAGUUACUGCAGACAGAAUAAAGAAUUUAAAAGAACGCUUUGGUUUCCGCUGCAAAUGCAUUCCCUGCGUAAAUGAUUGGAAUCCUGAUACAGUAUUUCGUUCUUAUCACAGCCUAUCGUUCCCUCCGUCAGUGCAAUUGAAGUUAACGAUGGUUGAGUACGAAGUUGAUCGUUUGAAAGGAAAAGUUAAGAAAUACUGUAGUCUUAUAAACAGCAUCCACUUGAGAGAAAUGAUUGAUUGGUUAUCGAAUGGUUUAAUUAUUCAUAAUAAACAUUACGAUCAACUCACUGCUGAAUCUGCCGAAUGGAAACAUUUGCUCGGAUUAAUGUACUCGAGAAUGAAGGACAUUACUUAUUGAUUUCAAUGAUACAUUCAUUAUUUUCGUUUUACUUAACGUUUUUUUUUUCAUUAUUUAAAGUGUUUAAAUAUCUUAUAACUUAUACUCAAUAUUACGAGUGUUUAUCCAUUUUUUGUUUAAGUCCUUGCGUUUAAAGUUUAAAUAAAGUAAAUUUUUCAUUAAAAAUUUAAAAAAAUUA